Molecule: messenger RNA, 4362 nt
Organism: Acanthopagrus latus (yellowfin seabream)
Lineage: Eukaryota; Metazoa; Chordata; Actinopteri; Spariformes; Sparidae
Gene: vezt
Product: vezatin, adherens junctions transmembrane protein
Exons: 12
Coding region: 121-2598 (825 amino acids)
Biological process (GO): cell-cell adhesion
Cellular component (GO): plasma membrane
Molecular function (GO): myosin binding
Source: RefSeq, a predicted model, not a curated record
GUAGUUUUAUGCUAAGUUUAGCAACCGGCUAACUACCAACUUCUAAAAGGCUGCUGCCCCCGACUACUGUGCCUACAACUUCAGAAUGCAAAACGGGCUGCGUAUAGAUGGCGGAGAGCAAUGACUGAGGAGUUUGAUGAAGAUGUGGUAUUUGAGAACUCCCCUCUUUUCCAGUACCUGCAUGAUCUAGGCCACACAGACUUUGAGGCAUGUCCAACGGCGUCACAGGAGGAUGAAUAUGGAGGACAGGAGGGAGACCUCAACUCUCCUGACGAAGAUCAGCAGAAAACUUCAGGAGGACGCUUGUGGAGACUGGCUGAGGCCUUGUGGAGAUGGAGUCCGAUUCACCAGGCGGCUGCAUCUCGUAAGCUGGGCCAGCACCUGGACUGCGUGUUCGGCCAGUACUCGGUGAGGUGCAUUCUGGACCAGGAUGUGCUGCUGCAGGAGGAUGUGGAGCUGAUCGAGCUGCUGGACCCGAGUCUGCUCACCCUCGGCUCGUCGCCCUCUGGCUCGUCCGGCCGAGCGAGCACCCUGCCCAGACCGAGCCUCAUAGCCAGGCCUUCCCUAUGGGACAUGGCGGGGCUGGUCGGCCUGGCUGCAGUGCUGCUGGGUCUCUUCUCCGCAUCUGACGGCCUGUGGUCGCUGGCUGCAGCGCCGUGGGGCCUGGCGCUGCUGGGCUGGGUGGGGCUGAGGGGGGUCAUGCUGUGGAGACAAGGCCGCAUGCAGAGAGCCGUCCACGCUCGGGCCACGCAGCUCCAGGCGCUGAUCCACAACAGCAAGACCCUGACCGGACUGUCCCGAAAAGCCCUGCGGCUGGUGCAGGAGACGGAGGUCAUCUCCAGAGGGUUCACCCUUUUGCUCGACAGGGUGAGUGCGGCCAGCUCCUUUAGCAGGGCGGGGCCCGGGGCGAUGCCACGAGGCCAGCAGCUGAUCGGACUGAGGAAGGCCCUGUACCGGGCGCUCCGCACGGCCUUCAGAGCCUCGCGUAGAGCCACCUGUCACAUGCUCAAGGCGUUCCCACUGAACUCUGAGAUCGAUAACGUGACAAACUACGUGUCUGCGGUGCCUCUGAAGGAGCUGGGGCUCGGCCUGGGAAUCGAGCACCUGGGCGACGAGCAGGCUCAGGAGCUGACAGAUGACUACAGCCUGCCUGCCCUGAAGAUGCUCUUCCAGCUGUGGGUGGGACAAAGCUCUGAAUGUUUCCGUCGGCUGGCUCUUCUCCUGUCGCCACAAAGAAUAGAGGAGCCAGAGGAGGUUGCAUCCAAAGGAGACACCUUCACCUCCACCCCUCCUCCUCCUAAUCCUCCCCUGCUGCACCGGUCCAUCGCUGCAGUGACAGAGCCCCUCCAUCACGCUCUGGCCAGCUGCCUCGGAGAAGUGCAACGCAGCUACGACUUCCACAGACACUUCGAGACCCAGCUGAGGACGACGGGCUCCGACAAGACGGGGAGAGCCAGGGAGAAAUGCCGAGAGCUCAACACCCUGCACACCUCCAUCCGAAGCCUGCAGCUGCACCUCAAGGCCCUGCUCAGCGAGAUGAUCAUCCUAGAGGAUGACCUGGAGAAACUGAUGGUGUCCAAAGAACAGCCGGAGUUGACGUACGAGGGCUACCAGGACCUCAACGACCGGCUCCACCAGCUGCAGCCUCACAUGCAGGCCAGCGCCGGCUGCUGGGAGGACACCAUCACCCAGGUGGAGCGCAUGCUGAGACGGGUCAACGCCUGUCCAGGUAAUUCUGAGGGUGUGGAGCAGUGUGGUCCUCCUCUACCUGAGAUCCCUGAUCCUCCUCCAUCCUACCCGCUGAUUCUGGACAGAGACCCUGUCCCUGAAGAGCUGGAGUGGGAGGCCUACGUGUCCGACUCGGACUCUGACGGCGAAGGCAGAGGGUCCUGGUCAGACAUGUUUUCACCGGAGGAACGGGAGCGGCAGCGGCGGGAGAGGGAGGAGUCCCGUCGCGUCCUGUCAGAGCUCAAAGCUGUGCUGGGUUUCCGUGCGUCAGAGGGGGAGAGGAUGAAGAGGAAGCAGCUGCUCUUCAACGACCAAGCUGCUGUGACGCCUUCAGGUCGCACUGAGAGUUCAGAUCCCGCCUCAAAGCCGUCAGACGGUGCGGCUUCUGCGGGAUCGGUAGAAAGUGGCGAUGAAGAAGGAAACCACCUUUCAGAGUGCCCUGCAGGAAAUAGAGGGGAGGAAGAGGAAGGAAGAGAUGGCAGGGUGAGGCCUGACCCUUCCACAGAGCCGGUGACGGAGUUCAGCUGUGGUUUGGAGGCGAAGGAGGGGGAUGUGGGAGGGACUUCAGUCUGUGAGAGAGGAGGAGGAGGUGCAUCUGAGCUGCACCAGUACGACGGGGUCCUGGAGGAGGGGGAGGGCCAGAAUGGUCUGGACUGCUUCCUGGACCCUAAAGUCCCCGCUGUCACUAUAAUGGACAGACUGACGGAGAUGCACGGGUCAGAGGCGCUCAGCUUCAGCUCCGCCCUCGCAGCUCAGGUGGCGGCUCGCUCCCACUCGCUCAUCAACAUGGAGGAGCAGACGUUCGGAGAUGAUGAGGAUGAAGAGGAAGAUGAAGAAGAGGCCGACAGACGAGCGCCUGAGAAGGACUAAAAUGAAACCCCGCUGCUUCAACCGAGCACUGAGCAGAGACUGUAUUUAUGUCUGAUUGUCUUUUAUCGAUGGGUCUGUGUUACAUCUUUACUGUCUCUGGUGUGGAGGUAUCUCGAAUUUACGCCACUAUCACCCAUCCGUCCAUGUUACUGUACAUUACCCACAAUUCCUUCUGCUCUUUUGCUGUUAAAACUCAGGUACCAGAACCACUAAAUCAAACAUGACCUUACAGUGUGAAGGUCAGAAGAAUGUCAACAGUUUACUCGGUGACAUCCACAUAGUGUAUAUUGAUCACAGACGCUCAGUAGAUGUGGAAACAAAGAUUGUACGAAACAAGUGAUUGGCUCCAUACAUGUAAAAAAAAAAAUGUGUAAAAAUUUGAUUUUUAAUUGCAGUUUUCUCAUCAGUCAGUGUAUCAAAGCACUCCAGUCUUGAAUUACCGUGGAGAAGUUGCAGGCUGGAGGAACGGAAAGACUGAGAGCAUUUUUCUGAGAUACAGUGGGAUUAACUGUGUUCAGACAGAACACGAAGAUAUCGCCCGCGCUGCCAAGAUCUGCCCGUGUGAUUAUAAAACAUCCAUUCUUGUGCUAUAAUUGAGUUUAUCCCCGGGCUUCAUGAAACAAAUAAGAGGACAUGGAAAAAAACAGAAGGAACGGAAGUUGUAAAUCAAACAAACAGGCACAUUCUCCCAGACACGGCCAUUGCAUCUGUGGCUAGAUAGCUAACAAUCAACAUCUAUAAUGUUUCACUUGGCUUUCGCAGUACAACAACUGACUCAAAAAAUGACGAGCAAAGUGCCCAGUUGGCUAAAAGCUUUCUUAGAACCUUAUCAGCCCCGGGCUAAAGGAGCUGCUAGUCUCAGGCUAAAGGAGCUGCUAGUCUCAGGCUAAAGGAGCUGCUAGUCUCAGGCUAAAGGAGCUGCUAGUCUCAGGCUAAAGGAGCUGCUAGUCCCAGGCUAAAGGAGCUGCUAGUCCCAGGCUAAAGGAGCUGCUAGUCCCAGGCUAAAGGAGCUGCUAGUCCCAGGCUAAAGGAGCUGCUAGUCCCAGGCUAAAGGAGCUGCUAGUCCCAGGCUAAAGGAGCUGCUAGUCUCAGGCUAAAGGAGCUGCUAGUCUCACCGUAGAUGGGGCUCACCACACCUAUGUGAAAUAAUUAAAAAUGGAUUUUAUAAAAUUGGUAAGGGCUUGCUGACUCUGCUCCCGAGCAGUGUUUUCCCUUGAAAUCAAUCAAACAUGGCGGCUUAAAGGUGCCGGUGUGAAACUACACAGCUAAAGUAAACCUAAGGCCUAAGAAUAAAGUAUUACACAAUUAUUAAUAUCAUUCACAGAGACCCUUAAAAGUAUGAAAACAGAGCAGUUCUUUUUAAAAAUGAUGUCCUGACAGGCACCUGACAGAAACUUGAGAUAAACUUGACAUUUUUUAAAAAAUGACACUAAUGUGAUAGAAUUCAACACUGACGAUAAGCAAAUGUACAUGAGAAUUUUUAUACUGCAGUAUACUGUGAAACCGAUACACUGACACAAUAAGUAUUCAGAUCUUUUACUCAAAUAAAAGUAGCUGUAAAUACCAAAAUGUAAAAAUACUCCUGGAUGCAGAAUUCAAACGAACAUUAUUAUUGCAAGUGAAAUGUAGCAAAAACUUAAAAGUACUUGUUGUGUAUCGAACAACAACACCAACAAAACUGAGUUAAGAGUUUAAAACUUUCAGAGGCCUUAAAUUGUACUUUAGUAAAUACUUUAUUUCACCACUGCAGUUGGGACAUUGGAU